Molecule: messenger RNA, 3797 nt
Organism: Anguilla rostrata (American eel)
Lineage: Eukaryota; Metazoa; Chordata; Actinopteri; Anguilliformes; Anguillidae
Product: NADPH--cytochrome P450 reductase-like
Exons: 15
Coding region: 1281-3098 (605 amino acids)
Biological process (GO): response to hormone
Cellular component (GO): cytosol
Molecular function (GO): FMN binding; NADPH-hemoprotein reductase activity; flavin adenine dinucleotide binding
Source: RefSeq, a predicted model, not a curated record
AUAUAAAAUAUAUAAAAUAUAUAAAAUAUAUAACCGAUGCGAAGCGCAAAAACUUCAGAAUACAACUGGCAAGUAUACAGAUACGCUUGUGGAUAUUGCAAUUUUUGGGAAAAAACACACUGCUAUGAAAUACAUUUAUUUAUAAUUGUAAAGAAAGUGUCCAAAGUUUUAUCAUAUUGACAUUGAUAAAUAUGUUUGACUUGCUGUGUAUGUUUACAAAUGUAUUGCGAUAUAUAAACAUGAGCAAUGAUUUGUUUAUUUCCCGACGUGUUGUGAAGGGUCGCGAUAUAUAUAUAUAUAUUUUUUCGCCGUUGUGAAUGUAUUUUAUUUCCUCAUGUUUUGGCACAUUGCGUGUUAAUGAGGGUCCACCCUGAUUGUCCUUAAUGAGUCUGUGCGGAGGCAGCUCCGCUCUGCCUGAACCCCUCUCAGACCUCCAGCGCGGUCAUACUCACCCCCAGAACACUGCGCUCUCCGCUCUCCGGGGACGAGACCGAAGCCUGUGUGGCAGAUUGAGCUUAACGAAUGCCCACCGUCAGGAGUUUCGUGCACUUAGAACUUUUAUCAAAGAAUUCCCAGCUCUCCGCGUGAAAUUUCUAAACUUGUGUUUUUGGUUUUUGGUAUGUCUCACAUGGAAAUUUAAAAUAGAAUUCAGGGCAGAAUGUGUCUUUUUGUUUGAUAGUAAUUAUGAAAGUCUGUAUUAAUUUGCCUUUAUGGUUAUUAUUUUUCUUCUUUUCCUGAAACUGAACAUUUAAAAAAAUCACAUUUUAAUCCAGGAACAGUUUAACACAAACAAAGUCUGCUUCACAGCCAAUUUCUUCCAUAAAUUAUUCUACAAAUAUUUUCUUAUGUAUUUAUUAUUUAUUUAUUUAGCUUUUUCCAUGUUUAAGAGCUCAGUUAAGGAUAAUAAUUUGCUGCAUCAGUUACCCAUACAAAUAAAAGGCCAGGCCUUUUAGCUUGUGUUCCUAAGCCUGGGAAGGGCUCUUAGAUUCGUAUGAAUAGCUCACUCAAAGGCCACUUUAUCAUCUCUGACAGGGUUAACGUCUUCCCAGAAUGCUUAGGCUUUGUUUGAACAACUUGCAUGUUUCCUUUUAUUGUUUAGGUUUUCUUUUUGAAAAGGAGGCAAGCUUUCGGAUCUUGGAAGCUGUUGCCAUGUUUGAAGUGUCUGAACUGUGGCAUUAUAUCAGUUUUUACCCAGACCGGGCUGUGAGGGGGUGCAGUGGGUUGUGAGAUACAUGUGAGAAAAAGUUACGACCACGCAAGAAAAGAGCUUCAUCGAAAAGAUGAAGAAAACAGGCAGGAACAUCGUGGUGUUUUAUGGCUCUCAGACGGGCACGGCCGAGGAGUUUUCCAACCGCCUCGCCAAAGAUGCCCAGCGCUACGGCAUGAAGGGGAUGGCAGCGGAUCCAGAGGAGUACGACAUGUCGGAGCUCUCUCGCCUGGCGGAGAUAGAGAACUCCAUCGCCAUCUUCUGCGUGGCGACGUACGGCGAAGGGGACCCCACGGACAACGCUCAGGAGUUCCACGAUUGGCUGCAGGAGGGCGACGCCGAGCUGGGGGGCGUCAACUUCACGGUGUUCGCUUUGGGGAAUAAAACAUACGAGCACUUCAAUGCCAUGGGGAAAUACGUGGACAAAAGGCUGGAGGAGCUGGGCGCCAAGAGGAUCUUUGACUUGGGGAUGGGAGACGACGACGCCAAUUUGGAGGAGGACUUUGUGUCCUGGCGGGAGCAGUUCUGGCCCGCGGUGUGUGAGCACUUUGGCGUGGAAGCCACUGGAGAGGAGUCCAGCAUCCGGCAGUACGAGCUGGAGGUGCACAGCGACAUCGACAUGAGCACGGUCUACACCGGAGAGAUCGGCCGCCUCAAGAGCUUCGAGACCCAGAGGCCGCCCUUCGAUACCAAAAACCCCUUCCUGGCUCCGGUCACGGUCAACCGCAAACUGAACAAGGGGGGGAGCCGCCACCUGAUGCACCUGGAGCUGGACAUCACGGGCUCUAAGAUCAGGUACGAGGCUGGAGACCAUGUUGCAGUGUACCCCACCAACGACCCUGCUAUCGUUAAUCAGAUCGGGCACGUCCUCGACGUGGACCUUGAGACUGUCAUCUCCCUCAGGAACCUUGACGAGGAGACCAAUAAGAAGAACCCAUUCCCUUGUCCCACCACGUACCGCACGGCCUUGAUGCACUACCUGGACAUCACCAGCCCCCCGCGGACCAACGUGCUGUACGAGCUGGCUCAGUAUGCCUCAGACUCCGCCCAACAGGAGCACAUGCGCAAAAUGGCCUCCUCUUCCCCGGAGGGAAAGAGUCUGUACCAGAGCUGGGUGCUGGAAUCUCGCCGGAACAUUCUGGCCGUCCUGCAAGACCUGCCCUCCCUGCGCCCGCCCAUCGACCACCUGUGUGAGCUGCUGCCCCGCCUACAGACCCGGUACUACUCCAUCGCCUCCUCCGCCAAGGUGCACCCCGGCAGCAUUCACAUCUGUGCGGUGGUGGUGGAGUACCAGACCAGCACCAACCGGGUGAACAGGGGCGUGGCCACCACCUGGCUGAAGAACAAGCGGGUGACGGACAACGGGCACAAGUCCACGGUGCCCAUGUACAUCAGGAAGUCUCAGUUCCGGCUGCCGUUCAAGCCCAGCAGCCCGGUGAUCAUGAUCGGGCCUGGGACCGGCAUCGCUCCCUUCAUGGGCUUCAUCCAGGAGCAGGCCUGGCUCAGGGAGCAAGGCCGGGAGGUGGGCGAGACCAUUCUGUACUAUGGCUGUCGUCAUAGAGACGAAGACUUCCUGUACCAGGAGGAGCUGGAGGAGUUUGAGAAGGCGGGAGUGCUCACGCAGGUCAACGUGGCCUUCUCUAGAGACCAGGAGCAGAAGGUGUAUGUGCAACAUCUGCUGAAGAAGGACCAAGAGCACCUGUGGAAGCUGAUUGACCGGGAGAAUGCACACAUCUACGUCUGCGGGGAUGCCCGGAACAUGGCGCGGGACGUCCAGAACACCUUCUCCGGCAUGGCGGAGGAGAUCGGAGGAAUGGAUCGCGCCCAGGCGGCGGAGUACGUCAAGAAGCUGAUGACCAAGGGCCGGUACUCACAGGACGUCUGGAGCUAAAACAAAAAAAAACUAUAAAAACCUCAAACUGACCGACUCUCACAAACGCACAUUCCGUUCUGGAUUCUGGAUGACUGGCUAAUCACUGCUGGUAUUUUUUUGCAAGACAAAACUUAAAACCUUCAGAGAUGAACUAUUCGUUGAAUGUGAUGUCAGGGUUAAGUUGGUUGGCUACCUCAGGUUGGAUUCUGUAAGUGCUUAGCUUUUUCCUGACCAAAAUAACAACUGUGGACUGUUAACGUUGCACACACUCAUCAGAUCUGACAUAAGAAGGGAUUUUAAAGUGAGCUCUAACUGUCACAUGUAGAAUGUGAUGUCGCCGGGUUAAUUGAGUGUGUAAAUAUCAAGGAUGAGUAAUACAUUUAAUGCUGUAGAAAACAAGUAAGUCAUAACAUUUUUAAAAGGUGAAAAACCGUUUCUUAACCUUUGAAAAAAAAACUGCCGUUUGGGAUUAUGUGGAGACUGUUUUUUAAGGAUUAUUUUAUGUGCAAGAUGCUCAACUGUGACAAGAAGAACGGUCAGACAUCCACAGUAUAGCAGGCCUGUCUGAUAUUCACACAUCAUCUGUGCAGUCAUGUCCAUUUCUAAUCUGGCCUUAUAUUUAUGGUACAUGUCGGUGGCUUGUGCUGGACACUUGUAAUCGGUUUUAAAGACAAUCACUUGCUAGCACCGACAAUAAUAAAAUAUAUUGUAAAAUCA